Elaeis guineensis (African oil palm) is the source of this 1824-nucleotide messenger RNA. RefSeq names its product LL-diaminopimelate aminotransferase, chloroplastic. Gene Ontology annotation, biological process: biosynthetic process. The record is from RefSeq and is a predicted model, not a curated record. Gene Ontology annotation, molecular function: transaminase activity; pyridoxal phosphate binding. Lineage: Eukaryota; Viridiplantae; Streptophyta; Magnoliopsida; Arecales; Arecaceae.
GUCCAUCCCGAUCCGAUCUAAUCCGAACCCGUUUGUAGUCUCUCUGCUUCGUGCUUUGUAGUGUAGGGUUUAAAAUCUUUCUCCAUUUCGUACUCGGCGGCGGCCAUUCAAAGAAUUUCGCGAACAUGUCGUCGGCGUUGCAAAUUUCCGCAUCGAUCUCUUCCAAUUCUUCCUCCUUUUUGAACUGUGGCUUCGGUAUCAGACCAUCGAAGUCUUCUCUUCCGCCGGCGUCGAGGAGCCAUGGGAUUUGCCUGUGCGUCGCUGCUCCCUCUGAGCAGACUGGUACUUACAAGACGAAAGUUUCUCGAAAUGCAAAUAUGGCAAAACUUCAAGCUGGUUAUCUGUUCCCAGAGAUUGCUAGAAGAAGAUCUGCACACAUGUUAAAGUACCCUGAUGCACAGGUGAUAAGCCUUGGUAUUGGUGACACUACCGAACCUAUUCCAGAAGUUAUAACCUCUGCCAUGGCUAUGAGGGCACAUUCCCUAUCAACAGUUGAGGGUUAUAGUGGUUAUGGAGCCGAACAAGGUGACAAGAACCUAAGAGCUGCUAUAGCCUCAACCUUUUAUGGAGACCUCGGUAUUGAAGAAACUGAUAUAUUUGUCUCAGAUGGUGCAAAGUGUGACAUCUCCCGUCUUCAGCUGCUUUUUGGAUCCAAUGUGAAGAUGGCAGUGCAAGAUCCUUCAUAUCCUGCAUAUGUUGAUUCAAGUGUUAUUGUGGGGCAAACUGGCUUAUUCCAGAAGGAUAUUGAGAAGUAUGGAAACAUUGAGUACAUGCGGUGCACACCUGAGAAUGGUUUUUUCCCUGAUUUAUCAACUGUUUCAAAAACAGAUAUCAUUUUCUUUUGUUCACCAAACAAUCCAACUGGUUCUGCGUCAUCCAGAGACCAGCUAAUGCAGCUAGUGCAGUUUGCAAAGGACAAUGGGUCUAUCAUAGUCUAUGAUUCUGCUUAUGCCAUGUAUAUUUCAGAUGACAGCCCGCAAUCUAUCUUUGAAAUUCCUGGUGCAAAAGAGGUUGCGAUUGAAACAUCAUCUUUUUCUAAAUAUGCUGGGUUUACUGGUGUCCGUCUUGGUUGGACUGUCAUCCCCAAGGAGUUACUUUUCUCUGAUGGAUUUCCUGUUGCCAAGGAUUUCAAUCGCAUAGUAUGUACCUGCUUUAAUGGUUCAUCUAAUAUUGCUCAAGCUGGGGGUCUAGCUUGUCUUUCUUCCGAAGGUUUAAAGGCCAUGAAGGAUGUGAUCGGAUUCUAUAAAGAAAAUACUGAAAUAAUCGUCGAUACAUUUACGUCACUUGGUUUCAAUGUAUAUGGUGGGAAGAAUGCUCCCUAUGUUUGGGUGCACUUUCCAGGUCGAAGCUCAUGGGACGUCUUUGCCGAGAUUCUUGAGAAGACACAUCUGGUUACAACCCCCGGCAGCGGGUUUGGGCCCGGGGGUGAGGGCUUCAUCAGGGUCAGUGCCUUUGGUCAUAGAGGAAAUGUUCUUGAAGCUUGCAAAAGAUUGAAACAGCUUUACAAGUGAGUAAGAAUGGCCAUUUAAGGCACCAUGCAGUUAUUGCUAUUUUACAGAAGUUCACAAUUUCCCGGUCUCUUCAUUGACAAUUUUGUCUUCUGUUCUAUGAUAUUUAAAUUUUUGGGCCAUGGAUUAGGAGACGAAUGCGAUACUCUAGUAUAGAAUGAGCCAUUCUCCAGAAUGUAGUAUGCUUUGGGGGUUUUUUAAUUUAUUUAGGAGGAAAACUUUGCAUUGUUGGAGUUGACCAAAACCCAUGUAUGAGUUCAGGACUUGAAUAUCAGCAAAUAACUCUAUUCUUGUUGUUGAUGAACUUGUUUCAUUA